Messenger RNA from Chelonoidis abingdonii (Abingdon island giant tortoise), 3939 nucleotides. The record is from RefSeq and is a predicted model, not a curated record. Lineage: Eukaryota; Metazoa; Chordata; Testudines; Testudinidae.
CCCAGUAGUCUGGAGGGGGCACAGGCCGGAGAGCUGCCCUGGAUUCACUCCUGAUGGAACUAGAGCAAAACAUCCCAUCUUGACUGAAAAAUGGCCAGUGAUGGAGAAUCCACCAUGGCCGAGGGUAUCUCUUAAGAGCAUCAGGGAAAGGCUUGAUUGAAAACUCUGUUUUCCAGUGAGAUUCCUGUGUGCCUUUGACAGCACUCCAGCUUUCACUAUCUUUCCUUUACACUUUAUUUCCCCUGCUAUUGGAGUGGAUCUUCCACACAGCACCAGGGAACAGAGGCGGAGGUGGCACCAUGCAGCAGGAGGGGGAGAAGAGCCGGGCCCGGCCCAGGAAGCCCGACGUGGCCCUCUACGUACCCAAAGCCCGACGGGAGAUGGCAGCCCCAGGAGUGGGCGUGACCAGCGCUGCAUGGGGGAUGGGGAGCCAGAGGGAGGAGGAAAACCACCGCGUGCCGCAGAAGGAAGGCGCCAAAGGCCACGGCGAGAGGCAGAGGCCCAGCGUUGGAGCCCGCAAGCAUGUGGCCAGAGAGGGGAGGAGGUCAGAGGGGAAAACAAGGAAGCGCCUACCCCUGGGGGACAACAAACGGGACAGCGCUCCAGGGCGGCCCGAAGGAGCCACUGCCGAGGGCUGGGAUCAGCGUCGCACACACCACCAAAACCAUCUGGCCCCAGAGGAUCAGCCAUGUGGGCAGCUGGAAACAAACCUCCACAGUGAACAGCUCAGCCCUCAGGAGCCCUGCCUGGGUCAGGCUCCUGCUCGGCCAGGGGGUAGUGAGGAGCAGGUGCCCAGCAAGCCAGGGCUCAGGGAGCUAAGCUGCAGGUGCUGGGAUUCAAGGACAGGUACUGGAACUUGUUCCCAUCUGUCAGUGGAAACAUCUAGUCCCCUGCUUGUGCUACCACAUGGAGGGGAAGAGCACACACAGGAGCAGAGGCCUGGGGGCCCACGGGCCCAGCUAGGCACUUCCUCUCAACCUAGGAAUGAGACCAGUGAUGAAACAUCAGAGCAGGCAGGGGGGAGCACAGGUAGCACAUCUGAAUGUGUAGACAAGAGCAUUCCAGCUCUGAGCGGGGAGAGGGCAGGAAGCAUGUGUGAGCUCAGAGGGGAGGGCGCCGCAGAUCUGAGCGGGGAGAGCGCAGGCAGCGUGUGUGAGCUCAGAGGGGAGGGUGCCGCAGAUGAGAGUGGGGAGAGCACAGGAAGCAUGUGCGAGCUCAGAGGGGAGGGUGCUGUAGAUGAGAGCGCAGGCAGCGUGUGCAAGCUCAGAGGGGAGGGUGCUGCAGAUGAGAGGGGGGAGAGCGCAGGCAGCGUGAGCGAGCUCAGAGGGGAGGGUGCCGCAGAUGAGAAUGCAGGAAGCACGUGCGUGCUUACAGGGGAGGUUGCCGCAGAUGAGAGUGGGGCGAGUGCAGGCAGCGCGUGCGAGCUCAGAGGGGAGGGUGCUGCAGAUGAGAGUGCAGGCAGUGCGUGCGAACUCAGAGGGGACGGUGCCACAGAUGAGAGCGGGGAGAGCGCAGGCAGCGUAAGCGAGCUCAGAGGGGAGGGUGCCGCAGAUGAGAAUGCAGGAAGCGCGUGCGUGCUUACAGGGGAGGUUGCCGCAGAUGAGAGCGGGGCGAGUGCAGGCAGCGCGUGUGAGCUCAGAGGGGAGGGUGCCGCAGAUGCAAGCAGGGAGAGUGCAGGCAGUGCAGGUGAGCUCAGAGAGGAGAGUGCCGCAGAUGAGAACGCAGGGAGCGCAUGCAAGCUUACAGGGGAGGGUGCCGUAGAUCCGCCGUGCAGGAGAGCAGGGAGCGCUGCUGCUGGUUUAGAGGGAGGCCUGCGUGAGCAUGCCAGGGCGAGAGUGCACAGCACAUCCCAUAGGACAGACUCUGGCACCGGGGCCCCGCCGGAGCAUGUGGACGAGGCCAGAGGCAGCGCAGCAAUGUGUGGGACGGAGAUGCCCUGUGACUCGGGCAGCUAUGCUGAAGAGGGUGCUCCCUGUGCACUUGGAGCUCCUGGGAGGACUGAGGGCAGCCAGUCUCUGGAGAUCCCAGGCAGCCGCUCGGCCGGGAGCUUGGCUGAGGAGGUGGACUGUCCAGGUGGGGUGGCGAGGCCAUCGCAUGGUUUGCGAGCGGAUGGAGAGCCGGGGAUGGAGGACGGUGGUGUGACCGAAGGCGGCACGUCAGAAGUGCCUGGGCAGCCAAGUAACGGAGCUCCGAGCGAUAGCAGUGCUGCGGCAGAGGGGAGCUGGGACGUGCUUUUUAAUGCCGAUGGAGACUGCCUGGACCAACGUCUGCUGCAAGAGCUGUCAGGCGGCGAGAAGCCCAGGAGCAGGCUGCAGGAGCCCCGUUUCGACUACUCCGGCUGGCAGCCCGAGCUGGACCUCAGCGACUCGGAGCUGCCCCAUGUCAUUGAGAUCUAUGACUUCCCGCAGGACUUUGGCACCGCCGACCUGCUGCGCGUCUUCUGCAGCUAUCAGAAGAAAGGCUUUGACAUCAAAUGGGUGGACGACACGCACGCACUGGGCAUCUUCUCCAGCCCCGUUGCAGCACGCGACGCUCUGAGCAACAGGCACGUGAUGGUGAAGACCCGGCCCCUGGCGCAGGGCACGAGAGCGGCAAAGGCCAAAGCCAGGGCUUGUGCUGACCUCCUGCAGCCAGCGAAAGAGCGUCCAGAGACGUCUGCGGCAUUGGCCCGGAGGCUGGUGAUCGGAGCCCUCGGAGUGCGGAGCAACCAGAGCCGAGCCGAGCGCGAGGCCGAGCGCAAGAAGCUGCAGGAGGCCCGAGAGAGAAAGCGCCUGGAGAACAAGCAGCGGGAGGACAUCUGGGAAGGCCGGGACUGAGCCAGGGCUGCAGCGGAGGAGACCGGAGCACCCAGCGCUGCUGGCAGGCGCUUGGCGGGGGUCACUGUGGUGCCGUGGGCUUCAGACACCAGCACAGCCCAGUGCCAGCUGCACCCACACAGGCUGGCCGGGCUGUGUUGGUGAGGGGAAGGGGAGAGGCCCAUCUGGAGCCUGGCAGGGGGAGAGGGGUCUGGCUGACAAAUGCAGCAGCUGUUUGUAUUGGGACUCUUAGUGGGUGGGAGCCUGGCAGGCCCUGCCACCGGUGUGUGCGCCCCUGGGGAGAGGGCUUGGCGGGCUCUGCUGUUGGUGUGUGCGCCCCUGGGGGGGCCUGGCGGGCCCUGCCGCCGGUGCAUGCGCCCUUGGGGGGGGCUGGUGGGCCCUGCUGCCGGUGUGUGGCCCUGGAGGGGGCCUGGUGGGCCCUGCUGCCGGUGUGUGUGCGCCCCUGGGGGAGCCUGGCGGGCCCUGCCACCGGUGUGUGUGCGCCCCUGGGGGGGCCUGGCAGGCCCUGCCGCCGGUGUGUGUGUGCCCCUGUGGGGGGGGGCUGGCGGGCCCUGCCUCCGGUGCAUGCGCCCUUGGGGGGGGCUGGUGGGCCCUGCUGCUGGUGUGUGUGUGCCCCUGUGGGGGGGGGCUGGCGGGCCCUGCCACCGAUGUGUGCGCCCCGGAAGGGGACAUUGGCCUCCUCUGGACCUGUCUCUUGCCCUUUGAGAUGCUGGAGCACAGGGAGUCAGUGCUCUGGAGCUCUGGGCUGGGGCAGCCCAGCUAAGUCUGGUGACUGUGCCCUGCGCACGGCACUGCACGGGCUGCGCUUGUGCUCGUAACGCUGCCCUGACGCACUGGCUGCAGCUGCUCGGUCGCUGCUGGGAACGUGGCCUCCAGGCUGUCCAGCUCGUGUUCAAGGCGGUAACCCCCUUGCUCCCUGCAGCAGCCUGGGUCAUGCAAACAGCCCUGGGCAGCGGGAGGGGAUUUCGCAGGACUCUGCGUGAGCUAUGCCAUGCUGAGCAGUGCUGUGCCGAGCCAAACCAAUGCAGCUAGGGGUGUGCCAAGUGUGAGCGAGUGAGAAGCCAUGUGAGAUGGAGAUUCCCUGUCCUUUAUUUUGCUAUUAAAUUGCCUGGUUUUUAUACUG